AUGUACACUGUAGCGGGUUCGCAUAUUCCUGUACGUUUUCCAGAAGAUCUGGAUACAGGGCACCUCGAUUUUCACGAUUAUGUCGAAGGUCCUAUUGAUCAGACUAUAUUCACUUCAAUGAUUGAUACCUAUGGUCCAUGUCAUCCAGGUCAUGGUAGUGCUGGUAGCACUAACCGGACAUGCACUCAUUAUACUGCGCAAACACUACGUCGUUCAUGGCCAUGUGACAAUCCCACAUGUAUCUGA
Messenger RNA from Didymodactylos carnosus, 246 nucleotides. The record is from the annotation of a GenBank genome assembly. NCBI's taxonomy places the organism in Eukaryota, Metazoa, Rotifera, Eurotatoria, Philodinida, Philodinidae.